UCUGAGAAGAGAAGGUGUAUUAUUAACAGGACUCUUCGCGCUCCACUCCAGUCAUCCACAUGUUGCGUUUGCGGCACCAACUAAAGUCGGAAGUUGAAUGGUUUCCACUUAGAAGCUAGCUUUUACUCCAGAAGCAUCGUGGAGACUGCCAGGCACCACAGGAGGAGAAGACUGCUACCACUUUUGACACCACUUUGGCUGUCUUGAGCACAUCGAGGACAGCCACAUGAAAGUAAACAGGGCGGCUGUUUGAAAUGUUUCCCCGCCGACUGAAGUAGUCACAAAAACGGACUCUUGUUCUGUGGUGUGAAGUGGUCGUGCGAGAGUGCUUUUUUUUGGGACAACAUGAUGGCUUUUCUGCACUUGCUGCUGUGUGCGGGGAUGUUGCCGAUGUGCGGAGCCUACUAUAGCGGACCUUUACAGCCAGAGAUGUCUAACGGCACUUUUCACCACUACUUCGUGCCGGACGGCGACUACGAAGAGAACGACGACCCGGAGAAAUGUCAACUACUUUUCAGAAUGACCGACGAGCGAAAGUGCGGUCCGGACGAGGACCAGGACUCGGUCAUCCGGGACGAUUUCACAAUCGUCAAGCGGCAGAUUGAGGACUCUUCUCGGGUGUUGGAGGGCAUAGGGAGAAGCAUCUCAUACGACUUGGACGGAGAGGACAGCUACGGGAAGUACUUGAGGAGAGAAACCACGCAGAUCAGCGAGGCGUUCACAAACUCGGAGAAAUCUCUUCUGGAGCUGGAGGUGAAGUUCAAGCAGAGCCAGGAGAGCGAGCUGAAGGAGGAGCACCGGCUCGGCGACGACUUCCUCAACAUGAUCGUCAACACUCGGGACGCCCUCAAGGAGACUCUGGACAUUUCUUUGGGCCUGAAGGACAAACAUGAGCUGCUGUCCCUCAUCAUCCGCAGCCACGGUACACGGCUCAGUAGACUGAAGAAUGAAUACAUGAAACACUGACCUACCUUCUACUUUUUAAUGUAGUUACUUUAGGGGUUGUAAAUCAAUCCAUCACUCACACGCCAGUAUGACCACAACUGCCACAUUUGGGGGAGGCUCGGUUUGGACAAUAUUGUUUAUUUUGGUAUGGUUUAUUUGUUUCACACAUGCUUGACAAGUUGCAUUCAGGAACAUGGCAUGGUUACAUUUACACAAUUCAGCAUGAAAAGGAGUAAGAAGAAGCAUAGCUUAUUUAAUCCUACCUCUUUCUAUGUAUCUGUCACCGUAUCUGUCAUCAUAAAUAAUGUCUCUAGGUGCUUUUUUUCACCUACAUAAAUUUUAGUUUUACUCAGUUUAGAAACACCACAUUUCCUUAAAAAGUUCAUAUAAGUUUCAUAUAAGAGCUCCAAUGGACACAUGUUUUUUUUAAGUUGUUAGUUUAUGGAUGUUGUGCACUUUACAUUAUCAUCGUAUAGAAUUGAUGCAAACUUCCACAACAUCAGUGCUGUAAUAAUUAUAAUAAGUCAACAUAUGUUUUAUAUAAUAGUUAUGUUAUGUUAUGUUAGGUUAACAAAACAUAAAGCAUAAAGGCUCAAAACUGCACAUUUUCUUUCUGGGUUGUCAGUGUGUUCAGUAUUGUUUGUAUUCCUGUCAAACAACCGCUUGGUGAAGCUCGGACACAGAGUGACCACUGUGAUCACUGGAGGACAUCUUUUCAGGAACAUAAGGUAAACAGAUGGAAAGAAGAAAUGUGUAUAUUCUGACAUUCAGGAUGAAUGUUUCCAGGGUAUGACGGGAUGUUUACAUGCAGUAUCGAUACGGUUGUUGUUUUGCUUCUUCGGCCAGCAGAUGUUGCACGGCUCUUUACUGUUCUGGUGCUAAAUGUUUAGCUCAAAAUGCGAGGCCGACAGAGGCAAUACAAAAAGCACAGUGUAUUUUGCAAGUACAACGUAAAUACUGUGAGUGCCAGUAUAUAUAGUAUUACAGAAGACUUUAAUGUGUAUUCAUUUUUCAUGUAGAGUUUUGACAUAGAGCAUCAUAUAUGUAUUCUUUUAAGAUACAGAUGUAAUACUUACACGGUAUAUGUAAUAUAGAUGAAGACUGCUGGCAGCACUCGAGGGUUUCAAUGUCAAACACUCAUUUGUGUGAUAACACCAACAGUCUGUGUUGUGUUUUCUCAAAUAAAGAGAUUGUGUUUGAAGAAGCUGUGAUUGAAGAUAUUUGAUGUUCUUCAGGAAAUAUGGCUGUUCAGUCACUGCAUUUCUUGUCAUUCUUACUCAUGAGUGGGGAGAAGCUCACAUUGCUCCUUUGACUGAGCCCACAGGGUGAGAGUAGUCUAAUCACUACUGUCCUGCCACGUGUUUUACAAUGACAAAGUUCCCCUCCAUGCUUGCUAUACAAGGUUUAGAGGUCUGCUUUAAAUUAAACACACACACAGCCCCUCUAAUUAUGAGUGUUUUGGAGGAAGAAGCUGCUCAUUGGAAUUUAGGAUGAGCCGAGAUGGAAGUGUGUGAUGGAACAGUGGGCCUCACAAACGUGCUUUUUUCCAUUCCUCUUCUCCAAUGCAGGGAAAAUGGCAACUUUAAGGGGUGUAAUUGCUUUUAGGAAG
Molecule: messenger RNA, 2554 nt
Organism: Doryrhamphus excisus (bluestripe pipefish)
Lineage: Eukaryota; Metazoa; Chordata; Actinopteri; Syngnathiformes; Syngnathidae
Gene: fibinb
Product: fin bud initiation factor b
Source: RefSeq, a predicted model, not a curated record